AAUCCCCAAUCACAAGUCUCCGUGAACGGGCAGUGAGCUGGGAUAAUAAAACCCCUGACAUCACCAUUCCAGAAGCUUCAGAAGACUGCGUAUAUAAGGGGCUGGCUGUAGCUGCGGCUGAAGGAGCUGACCAGCCAGCUGAGUCCCCACACUCGCCCAGCCACCAUGGACAUCGCCAUCCACCACCCCUGGAUCCGCCGCCCCUUCUUUCCUUUUCACUCUCCCAGCCGCCUCUUUGACCAGUUCUUUGGCGAGCACCUGUUGGAGUCUGAUCUCUUCCCAGCUUCUACUUCCCUGAGCCCCUUCUACCUUCGGCUGCCUUCGUUUCUGCGGGCACCCAGCUGGAUUGACACUGGGCUCUCAGAGAUGCGGCUGGAGAAGGACAGAUUCUCUGUCAACCUGGAUGUGAAGCACUUCUCCCCAGAGGAACUCAAGGUCAAGGUGCUGGGAGAUGUGAUUGAGGUGCACGGCAAACAUGAAGAGCGCCAGGAUGAACACGGCUUCAUCUCCCGGGAGUUCCACCGGAAAUACCGGAUCCCAGCUGAUGUGGACCCUCUCACCAUUACUUCAUCCCUGUCAUCUGAUGGCAUCCUCACUGUGAAUGGACCAAGGAAACAGGUCUCCGGCCCUGAGCGCACCAUUCCCAUCACCCGUGAAGAGAAACCUGCUGUCACUGCAGCCCCCAAGAAGUAGAUGCCCUUUCUCUAACUGCAUUUUUUAAAACAAGAGAAUUUCCCCACCACUGAAUGAAAAUCUUGUGACUAGUGCUGAAGCUUAUUAAUGCUAAGGGCAGGCCCAAAUU
Messenger RNA from Mesoplodon densirostris (Blainville's beaked whale), 802 nucleotides. RefSeq names its product crystallin alpha B (gene CRYAB). The transcript has 3 exons. Gene Ontology annotation, molecular function: protein folding chaperone; structural constituent of eye lens. The record is from RefSeq and is a predicted model, not a curated record. Lineage: Eukaryota; Metazoa; Chordata; Mammalia; Artiodactyla; Ziphiidae. The coding region runs from base 166 to 693 and encodes 175 amino acids. Gene Ontology annotation, biological process: protein refolding; response to heat.